This is a messenger RNA of Hordeum vulgare subsp. vulgare (domesticated barley), 1487 nucleotides long. RefSeq names its product ankyrin repeat domain-containing protein EMB506, chloroplastic. Gene Ontology annotation, cellular component: chloroplast outer membrane. The transcript has 7 exons. Bases 81 to 1010 code for a protein of 309 amino acids. Gene Ontology annotation, biological process: protein targeting to chloroplast. The record is from RefSeq and is a predicted model, not a curated record. Gene Ontology annotation, molecular function: chloroplast targeting sequence receptor activity; protein binding. NCBI's taxonomy places the organism in Eukaryota, Viridiplantae, Streptophyta, Magnoliopsida, Poales, Poaceae.
CUGGCGAAGACCCAAGAGCGAGAAGCAUCCUUCGGCUCAGCCGGUCAGCCCCUCUGCGAUAAGAGGCGCCGGGCGGAGAGAUGCUUCCAUGGGCGGCCACGGCCUCCUCCUCGUCCUCCGCCGCCGGCGCCGCCGCUCUUCUCCAUGCCUCUCCACGCCCCGCUUCCCACCGCGCUGCACUAGCUCACUACCACCAACCCCCUUUUCUUCCGCCGCCAUUCUCCAUUGCGUUCCGUUCCCCGGCACGUGCCCUCCCUCGCAGCGGCGGCGCCUUCUGGGAGGAGCCAGACGACGGCUCCGGGAGCGACUACGAGGGUGAGGGAAAGCAACCGACCGUACACAGAAGCUCCCCUUUCCCUUCCCCCUUCCCGCUCUCCAGGCUCGUUGCAACGCGGCAGCAGGAGCGUGAAGAGCAGGAGCUCCGGAGAGAAAUCGAGCUUCUCUUGACGCCGGAAGAAGAGGCUAUCUUGGAUCAGAACGAGACCGCUGAUGUCACCAAAAUAUCAUCACCGAAAUGGCAUCCGCUUCAUACAUACACGCUGGCGCUGCAGAUACCUCUCAUGGACAAGCUGCUGGAUAAUGGUGUUGAUAUCGAUUUAGUUGAUAAAGAUGGUUUUACUCCUCUUCACAAGGCGAUAAUAGGCAAAAAGGAGGCUGUCAUUAGCCAUCUCCUAAGAAAAGGAGCAACUCCUCAUGUCACGGAUAGGGAUGGAGCCACACCAUUACAUUAUGCAGUUCAAGUUGGUGCCCUGCAAACCGUGAAGCUGCUGAUUAAGUACAGGGUUGAUGUUAACGUUGCUGAUGUUGAUGGCUGGACACCACUGCAUUUAGCGGUACAGAGUAGAAAUCGGGAUAUAACAAAGAUAUUGCUUGUCAAUGGUGCCGAUCAGACAAGAAGAACCAAUGGUGGAAAAACUCCAUUGGACCUCAGCUUAUGUUUCGGAAGGGACUUCAACUCAUAUGAUCUGGCAAAGCUUCUCAAACUUGUUCCAGCCAACAGAGGUGUGUGAGGUUCUGCUCUGACAAAAGUUCAAGGCAAAGAUCAAAUGGCAGCAAGUAGCAACUCUGUCCUAAGGUGAUUAUUCGGAUUGUUCGUGGAGUGCUGGUAUUCCUUUCCACCCAGAUUUCGCAAGCUUAUGUAGAUGGAACCAGAAACAUGUAACCCUACAAGGACGAAAUGGUCGGCGCCAGCCUAUUUGAGGACUCCAACCAACUUGGAACUUGGAAGGUUUGCUCUGGAGUUGUUUUCAUUGACAUGUUGUGUAGUCUGUACAUCAUGCCUUGGAUAAGCAACGGGCAUACACGAAAUCAAACUACUUGACCAGGGUACUUCAAUUGGGUGCUACAACUGUAAGCCUCGGAUGUAAGUGAAUUGGCAACAUUCAGAGACGAAUUGAAGCAACUAGUUACUACAUUAGUUGCAACAUUAUAAAGAUGUGCUUGUAUUUUGUUCAAACUGCAGAAUUCAGAACAAUCAUUCUCUUUCA